AUUCAGUAGUAUUGAAAAGCGGUUAAGUCAGACUGGGCAAAUACGCUUAUAAUUUAUCCUAUAGUAUUAUAGCUAAUUAUUAAUUAAUAAUCAUGACAUAGAUAUGAUACUUUUAGAUUCAAUUAAAUAAAAUCUUUCAUAAAUGAUGUUUCAUUUUUGCAUACUUGUUCUUUCUCUAAGAUAAUCUUCCUUCGUUUGAAUCCUCAAUAAACAAAUUGAUUGUAAUGUAUACAGUAAAGAGGGGAUGAAGGAAAAAAACAGAAAAGAUUCAAUCAUGGCGCAGAAUAAAUUUAUAACGUUUUCUAUGUGUUUAUGUGCUUAAACUAACGUGACAAUCCAAUACCUAGUAAUUUCUUAAGAAGAACUUUUUCUAUUGGUGGAAAUGGCGAAAUACAAGUUGCGUCGUUCGUAACGUCCUUCAAACGUUCUUAUCGAUUCUGAGAAUAUACAGAGUGUAUAAUACGAAGUUCACUGUCGAAAUAUGUUAGUUCGUCGGUAACAACGCUUGACCGAUUGUCGUUCAGUGAGCACUCAGUAUUAUUGAGGGAAAAACUAUCAUAUAAUUAUCUUUUCUUUUUUUUUUCAAUUACAAUAUUUUAAGUCAGACUGCGAAAAUUUAAAAAAAAAUGUCAGAUAACGAGAAUAAAUUAUGGUGUCAAAAUAAGCGUCAAAAUUGUGUUGUGCAACCACUCUUAACAGAUUUAUACCAAAUUACAAUGGCAUAUGCUUAUUGGAAAAGUGAAAAGAUGAAUGAUUAUGCUGUAUUUGAUUUAUUCUUUCGUAAAAAUCCUUUUCAAGGAGAAUUUACAAUUUUUGCUGGUUUAGAAGAAUGUAUUAAAUUUUUAGAAAAAUUUCAUUAUUCUUCAAGUGAUAUUAAAUAUUUAAAAUCAACAAUGCCAUCAUCAAUUGAUGAAAGAUUUUUUGAAUAUUUGAAAGACUUAACACCAAAAGAUGUAACAAUAUAUGCUGUAGAAGAAGGUUCAGUUGUUUUUCCAAGAAUACCAUUACUAAGAGUAGAAGGUCCAUUAAUAAUGGUACAACUUUUGGAAACAACAUUGUUAACAUUAGUUAACUAUGCGAGUUUAAUGGCAACUAAUGCAGCCAGAUUUCGCAUGGCUGCUGGGAAAAAUAUAACAUUGCUAGAAUUUGGUCUUCGAAGAGCUCAGGGUCCUGAUGGUGGUUUAAGCGCUUCUAAAUAUAGCUAUAUUGGUGGUUUUGAUGGUACAAGUAAUGUUUUAGCAGGAAAACUUUAUAAUAUUCCUGUAGGUGGAACACAUGCACAUUCAUACAUAACAUCUUUUAUUACUCUGGAUGAUUUGCGAGAAAAAACUUUGGCACAUAAAGAAACAGGAAAAGUUUAUGAUAUUUUAGAAUUAGCCUACAAGCAUCGAAAUUCUAUUGCAGCUGAUAUAGGAGCACUAGUUUCUGAGGCUUCUAAUGGAGAAUUAGCUGCUUUAAUUAGUUAUGCUAUUGCUUUUCCACAACGAUUUCUUGCUCUUGUAGACACAUAUGAUGUGGAAAGCAUCGAAUCUUCGGCCAAGAGACAAGCAUAUAUAGUCAGCCUAAAUGUAAAGAAUAAACAUCUAAUAAAUGGGUCCAAUAAACAUGCCCAAAAUGGUGUCAGAAAUGAUCCGGUUAUAUCAGAAUCAACUUCACAUCACAAGAAUGGCUUUUUAAGUCAAGGCGAAUUGGGUGAGCUCUAUGUGAGGAGUGGUCUUCUAAACUUUUGUGCAGUGGCACUAGCUUUAAAUGAUUUGGGUUAUAAAGCAAUUGGUAUAAGACUUGACAGUGGCGAUUUAGCAUAUCAAAGUAAUUUCGCCAGAGAUUUGUUUGAAAGAAUUGGUAUUAAAUAUAAUAUACCUUGGUUUGGGAAAUUAACAAUCUGUGCAUCAAAUGAUAUCAAUGAAGAGACCAUUCUAAGUUUAAAUGAACAGAAUCAUAAGAUUGAUUGUUUUGGAAUUGGAACACAUUUGGUAACAUGUCAAAGACAACCAGCACUAGGUUGCGUUUAUAAAAUGGUUGAAAUUAAUGAUCAACCUAGAAUAAAAAUCAGUCAUGAUGUUAGUAAAAUAACAAUACCUGGUAAAAAAGUUGCAUUUAGAUUAUAUGGAGCAGAUGGAUGUGCUUUAAUUGAUCUCUUACAAAGAUCAACAGAAGAAAUACCACAAGUAAAACAUAAAGUUCUUUGUAGACAUCCUUUUCAAGAGUCAAAAAGAGCUUAUGUUAUUCCAACGCGAGUGGAGCCACUACAUAAGGUUUAUUGGAAAAAUGGUAAAUUAUGCCAACCUUUACUUACAUUACAAGAAAUACGAAAUAAAGUCCAAGAGUCUUUAAGAACACUUAGAAAUGAUCACAAGAGAAACCUAAAUCCUACACCAUAUAAAGUUGCUGUUAGUGAUGAUUUGUAUAAUUUUAUACAUGAUUUAUGGUUACAACACGCACCCAUUGGUGAACUUUCGUGAAACUGUAAAUACAUCAUUAUUAUAAGAAAGUAACAAAAAAAAGAUCACGUAUUUAAAUAGCCUAUCAACAUAUUAUUCAAAGAUUUAAAAUUUUAUCUGUACAAGUAUUUGACUAUAGUACAUAUACAUUAUUUUGAUAACUUAUAAAAAUUGUAUUUUGAUAACUUGUAAAAAUUAUUUUAUAUUCAUAUAGCUUUACAAGUAUAGGGUGAAUUGUUUGUAGGAAACAAAAGUAUAGAUUAUAAAUAUGAAAAUGUAUACAAAUGUAUAAAUGUAUACAACAAGUAUAGAAUGUGUGAUAGUAUAUGUAACUAUCAUACAUAUUUAGUUACUUUUGAUUUUUAAAAA
Molecule: messenger RNA, 2810 nt
Organism: Apis dorsata (giant honeybee)
Lineage: Eukaryota; Metazoa; Arthropoda; Insecta; Hymenoptera; Apidae
Gene: Naprt
Product: nicotinate phosphoribosyltransferase
Exons: 11
Coding region: 627-2462 (611 amino acids)
Biological process (GO): NAD+ biosynthetic process
Molecular function (GO): nicotinate phosphoribosyltransferase activity
Source: RefSeq, a predicted model, not a curated record